This is a messenger RNA of Musca domestica (house fly), 619 nucleotides long. RefSeq lists its product as uncharacterized. The record is from RefSeq and is a predicted model, not a curated record. The transcript is spliced from 2 exons. Bases 1 to 597 code for a protein of 198 amino acids. NCBI's taxonomy places the organism in Eukaryota, Metazoa, Arthropoda, Insecta, Diptera, Muscidae.
AUGCUUUUUAGUUGGUCCUCAAAAUUGGCGGUAUUGGCUGCUCUUUUGGCCAUUGGAGUUUUAAUUGCAGAAGCUGGUCGUGUUAAAUUGCGGCCCCUGAAACCCGAUGAAGUCUAUAGUUUAUUGAAAAAAGCCGGCCGCGAAGAUGCCGUACCCGAGGGACGUGUAGUGACCCAAGCCAUAUCGGCCAUUUCCGGUUUUGGUCUCGGCGUGGCAAGUGGUGUUGGUGGGGCAAUUAUCUAUGAUCUGAUUACACAACCCAAUGAAACCAUGACCUGGCUCAAUGGCCUCUUCGGCAUGAAUGGGGGUAGCACUGCUGGCUCUUCCUCAGAACCUAAAACACAAGAGAUUUGCUUCAAAACUCGUAGUAUGGAUUAUGAUUAUGAUGUAGUUGGGCGCCAGACCGGUACAACGGGUACUACGGGCACCAGUCCAACUGGUACAGCCACGCCCACAACACCCACGACAAUGACGGCCACAACGGGUGCCGCCAGUGACACAACAUGCAUUGUCAUCGAAAAGGCCCGACACCGAAGGCGGCGUGAAGCGAUAAUACAACAGCUGGAGGAGAGAUAUAAACAUUUGAAUUUAGAAUAGUCGAGUUGUUAAGUCUAGCGGA